UCCUACACAAUCCCUCUCUUCCCGUCUCCCACCUAUUCUUACUUUGCCCUCCUCCUCCUUCCCUUGCUCAUCCUCGUCUCCCUCUCUGUGACCCCAACCUCUGCCCCCCGGACUCCCUCCUGAUCGGUCCCCCCUUCUCGCCAACUCCCUUCCUUCUUCCUUCAUCCCUGUCCUGUGGUCAUUACCUGCCUCUGCCGGAAGAACUUUCUGGGAAUCUCAUUUUUUUUCAAUCCGAUUUAUUUUAAUUUUUAAAAAUCUUUUCGAUCUCCAGAUAAAUAUUUGUUUCAAAUUAGUGGUGGUGGGGGGGGAGACAAAUCUUUCGCUUCUGCUCUCCAGUAAAAUUCUGGGCGCCCUCCAAGUUUCAGGGUUGGAAGUAUCGCCUCCCCCGCGCCUCCACCGAAAGCCCCCCGUGGAUUCGCCUAUGCUGUGAGAUACAGUUGGACAAAGCCGUGGAUGCCUCGGGUUGCCCCCACUCUGUGGCAUACAGCUGGCAAAGGGUUAACCAGCAGGGCUUAUAAUAACAACCCUUUUGUCAUUGAGUCAGGGGAAGGAAAAAAGGAAGCCAGCCUCCAGAUAAUAGGAAUCCUGUCCUCCACUUACUUCCAGCAGCGGGAAUCUAAUGGCCGAGUGCAACGCUCUCUCCCUCUCACCCAGACGAGGAGAUGAUUAACAGGAGACUACAUGUAUCUCAAUACGCGGAGCAGCUGUAAGCGCCUCUGACUCAAGUGCUCAGCACCAGAAGGAAGAGCUCCAGAGCCUUCCCGACUUACCUUUCUGCUGGGGCAUCUGGAGCAUGAGGUCCUGAUAAACAUGGUUGCAGGUUGGGCGCUGACGUUCCUGCUGGUUUGGUGCAUCUGCCGCACUUCUCAAACAGACGACAAACUUCAGAAUUUGACGUUGGCGGUGGUGCUUCCUGAGACCAACACCCAGUAUCCAUGGGCUCUGCCCAGAGUUGGACCGGCCAUCAAACUGGCCAUCGAACGCAUCAACAACGACUCCAGCCUUCUGCCCGACCUUAACGUCUGGCCCGUGUUUGGGAACAGCGAGAACAAAUACGGGAGAUGUUCGGACGCGGCGGCCCCGCUGGUGGCUGUAGACUUUCAGUUCACCUACAAGCCGGCGGUGUUCAUCGGUCCUGGGUGUAUGUAUUCGGCUGCUCCGGUGGGUCGCUUCACGGGGCAUUGGAAGGUCCCGCUCAUCACGGCUGGAGCAAGCGCCUAUGGGUUUGGUGACAAAGAGGAGGAGUACAAGUUUACCACCCGGAUGGGUCCCAUCUAUCUCAAACUGGGCCAGUUUGUGGUACACCUCCACCAGCAGUACAACUGGAGCAGACACGCCAUGGUGCUGUACAGCGUGGACAAACAGGACGACCGGCCAUGCUAUUUCACCAUUGAGGGGCCCUAUGUGGAGCUAGGAAAACUCAAAAACAUGACGGUGGCCGACAUGAACAUAAACGAGACGGAACCGGUCAACUUCACCCCCAUUAUCCAGGAUAUCGUACAUAAAAGCCGCAUUGUUUAUAUUUGCUGCUCUCCGAACAUUUUCCGACGGUUCAUGCUACAAGUCUAUCAACAAGGUUUGUGCUUCGGAGACUACGUGUUCUUCUAUGUUGAUAUCUUUGGUGCCAGCCUCCAAGGCUCCAGAUACCCAGACUUCAGGCGGCCAUGGUACAGAGGAGACGCAGAUGACACUAAAGCCAAGGAAGCAUUUCAGGCAGUGAUGAUUAUCACCAUCAAAGAGCCCAACAACCCUGAGUAUGAGGAAUUCCUGAACGACCUGAGGAACUACGCUCACAGAUUCAAUCACACCAUGGAGAACACUCUGAUGAACACGGUAGCAGCUGCGUUCUACGAUUCAGUCAUGCUCUACGCCCAGGCUGUUAAUGACACCCGGGCAAAGGGAUACAGUAUGAAGAAUGCCAGUGCCAUCACCGAUCACAUGUGGAACAGAACCUACUAUGGCGUGUCCGGAUUCAUGAGGAUAGAUGACAAUGGUGACCGGGAAACGGACUACUCCCUCUGGGACAUGUCACCAACCUCUGGAGACUUCCAGAUUGUGGCCACUUACAAUGGGACCCUCAGGAGGAUGGUCAAGGUGCCAGGACAGAAGAUCCAUUGGCCAGGGAAUGGCGUUCCACCACUUGACUUCCCACCCUGCGGGUUUGACAACAGCAAUCCGGCGUGCAAGAAAACCAGUUUCUCCAUCCUGGAAGUCACGUCGAUUGUGAUCUGCUUCAUCCUCCUGGUGAUUGCAAUCUCAUCCAUCUUCAUAUACAGGAAGCUGCGUUUGGAGAAAGAGUUGGCCGCAGAGCUGUGGAAAGUACGAUGGGAGGACAUUCAGACAAGCAACAUGGAGAAAAACCUCCGUAGGGCAGGCAGCAAGCUCACGCUAUCACUGAGAGGCUCAAAUUACGGAUCCCUGCUCACCACCGAAGGCCAGUUCCAGAUCUUUGCCAAGACGGCAUAUUACAAGGGUAAUAUUGUCGCAGUUAAGUACAUCAACCGGAAACGCAUCGAACUGACCCGCAAAGUGCUGUUUGAACUGAAGCAUAUGAGGGAUGUGCAGAAUGAACACCUCACCCGCUUUGUGGGGGCCUGUACCGACCCUCCAAAUAUAUGUAUCCUGACGGAGUACUGUCCUAGAGGCAGCCUGCAGGAUAUUCUGGAAAAUGAGAGCAUCACCCUGGACUGGAUGUUCAGAUAUUCACUAAUCAACGAUAUUGUCAAGGGGAUGCUCUUCCUCCACAACAGCGUCAUUGUGUCCCAUGGUAACCUGAAGUCGUCCAACUGUGUGGUGGACAGUCGGUUCGUGCUGAAGAUCACUGACUAUGGACUGGCCAGUUUCCGCAGUGUGGUCGACUCAGAGGACUCUCAUGCUUAUUUUGCUAAGAAACUAUGGACAUCACCAGAGCUUCUGCGCCUUGAGUCUCCCGAUCCACAGGGCAGUCAGAAAGGAGAUGUUUACAGCUUCGGCAUCAUACUGCAAGAGAUUGCACUGAGGAAUGGGGUAUUCUACAUGGAUAGCAGCGACUAUAGUCCUAAAGAAAUCAUAGAAAGAGUAAAAAGCAGAGAGAAGCCAUAUUUCAGGCCAUCUACCAACCUUUACUGCCAUAUCCAGGAGCUAGGGAUCCUUAUGCAACGAUGCUGGGCAGAGGACCCAUUGGACAGACCAGACUUCAACCAGAUCAAAGUUCUACUACGCAAGUUCAACAGAGAAAACAGCAGUAACAUCCUGGACAAUCUGCUCUCUCGUAUGGAGCAGUACGCUAAUAACUUGGAAGAGCUUGUAGAAGACAGGACACAGGCAUACUUGGAGGAGAAACGUAAGGCAGAGGCCCUCCUGUACCAGAUAUUACCUCACUCUGUUGCCGAACAGCUGAAAAGAGGGGAAACCGUUCAGGCAGAAGCCUUUGAUAGCGUCACCAUUUACUUCAGUGACAUAGUGGGAUUCACGGCUCUGUCUGCAGAGAGCACUCCAAUGCAGGUUGUCACUCUCCUAAAUGAUCUUUACACCUGCUUCGAUGCCAUAAUAGACAACUUUGAUGUCUACAAGGUGGAGACGAUAGGAGACGCUUACAUGGUGGUAUCUGGGCUGCCAGUUCGUAACGGGAAACUCCAUGCCCGUGAGAUUGCCCGGAUGUCUCUCGCUUUAUUGGAUGCUGUCAAGACUUUUAAAAUUCGCCAUCGCCCAGAACAGCAGCUGAGGCUUCGCAUUGGAAUCCAUACAGGUCCUGUCUGCGCUGGAGUUGUUGGCCUGAAGAUGCCACGGUAUUGUCUGUUUGGGGACACUGUGAACACAGCUUCAAGAAUGGAGUCUAAUGGGGAAGCACUAAAGAUUCACGUCUCCACAGACACACGGAUUGUUUUGGAGGAAUUUAACUGCUUCCAUCUGGGCUUGCGAGGAGAUAUAGAGAUGAAGGGUAAAGGAAAAGUGCGGACAUACUGGUUAUUAGGAGAAAGAAGCAGCAGCACCCAUGGUUGACACCUCGUACCUCAUCGAUAGUGGAUAAGACUCAGGGUACUCUCAGCCUUCAUGUUUGUACCUUUUGGAUACAGUGAACUGAUGUUUCCACCUCACGAAUCAAGGACCCUUAAAUUAACCAGGGACGUGGCAUAACUUCCAAAAUGUGGACCAAACAGAAUGUACUGUACAUUGUCCAUGAGACUAUCAACUCAAUGUAUUCAUCUGAGCAACCACCUCAGGCCAAGUGUUGACCAAAAAUCAGCGGAGACUGUGGAGAUCGACAGCAAACAUCCUAUUAUCAUCUGUCCCAACCCGGUCAUAUGAUCUUACUCUCUGUAGCUUCUGCUGAACAUCGUCAAUAGAUGUCCUAGUUCUUAGCGGACCAGAUCAGUUAGGUAUCUGCUAUCGUAAUCCACCAUGUUUGGCUCAAAUACCAUUCCAUAAAUUUAUCAGUCCUUACGAAAAGUUCUCACUGCGGUUAACAUUCACCCACGCCAUGUGCUGAUGAUUGUUUUAUGACCAGUCGUUUGGCUGCAAAGUCAGUAGAUACUGAAAGAUGCAAGACCAAAAAAAUCAAACCUGGCGGGUGUCAGACUUCGGAAUGAUCAUUUGUUUUACAGUUUUACCCAACAGUCAGCUUUUAGUGUGGCAGAUGACUAUGGGCAGCUUUACGAAGCCAUCUCUGACAUUACAAGAUUAAGGCUUAAAUCACCGUCAGAUAUUCUGUCAGAUUGUACAGUUCCCAAUAAACACCAAAGUCUACCCUAAUUCCCUUUAGCAGACUUGACAUUGACAUUGAGAAGACGAGUUUCUCUGCUAAGCUGCUGGCUUGUCUAAGCACUUGAAGGUUAUGAAAUGGCUUUAAGAUAUUUAAGCCUUAGAUGUUCUUGGAAAAUCUUGAGCUUUGUAAAUGUAUAAAAUGGACCAAAAUCACGAUACAAAGAGACUCCAGAAGCCUGCCCGCAGGAGCUUCAUGACAGAAGGUCACUGGACUGAAAGGAAAGUGUGACUUGCCACCUACGAUGCCCUCAUAGGACUCCCUGUGAAUGGGCUACAAAUGUGAAAUGGACGCUCUUGUUUUUCUGCUAUAAAUAUUUCUAAAUUCU
Molecule: messenger RNA, 5069 nt
Organism: Bufo bufo (common toad)
Lineage: Eukaryota; Metazoa; Chordata; Amphibia; Anura; Bufonidae
Gene: NPR1
Product: natriuretic peptide receptor 1
Exons: 22
Coding region: 811-3981 (1056 amino acids)
Biological process (GO): cGMP biosynthetic process; intracellular signal transduction; protein phosphorylation
Cellular component (GO): membrane
Molecular function (GO): ATP binding; protein kinase activity; peptide receptor activity
Source: RefSeq, a predicted model, not a curated record